Messenger RNA from Scophthalmus maximus (turbot), 3460 nucleotides. Its product is annotated as neural cell adhesion molecule 1-A. The transcript is spliced from 10 exons. Gene Ontology annotation, molecular function: cell-cell adhesion mediator activity. The record is from RefSeq and is a predicted model, not a curated record. The coding region runs from base 1240 to 2361 and encodes 373 amino acids. NCBI's taxonomy places the organism in Eukaryota, Metazoa, Chordata, Actinopteri, Pleuronectiformes, Scophthalmidae.
GACGGAGUUCACCCAGUCGGGCCAGCUAGCAGAAUGCUAGCUGCUAACCUGCUGCGUUGUUUACAACUUUCCCCACGUGACUGACUAUUUACUUCUCACACUUCCUCUCCGGCGUCGCAUCAGCGCACCGUUCUCCCAGAUAUGAUUGAGGGAUCUGGAUCUGCUGGCAUAUACUUCAUUGUGACUUUGAUCGUGGUGGUGGUGGUGGCGGCGGCGGCGGCUUGUGUUUGCGUUAUCACAGGCAUUGCUGUCCUGCUGCAAAAACAAAAGAACAGGAGCAAAUCAGCUUUGGUCACACGAGAGUGAUGGAAUCAGACAAAGGACAACUCCGCACACUCCGCAGAAAACUCAAAAAAGCAACAGGCCAAAUAUGCGGCAUUCAUCAGCAAGAAGACUUCAGUUUGACCAGUGGAAGACAAAAUGUUUUUUUACUGGGGAAAAAACCUGAAUGUGUCAACAGUCUGUCCUGGUUCAUGGAUGAAGAAAGAAUAAUGUAAAUAGUAGUUUUGUCGGUGAUGUUUAAGUAAUUUUUUAUGAUGUUGUUUACAAUAUCUGACAACUUUUUAAAAGGGUUUGUAUUUUUUGUUAGUAUUAGUUAUAUUUGUUUCUAUCGUGUUGCCCUCUUCUUUAACAGAUCAUAAAAACAUCCAAAUGUUAGCUUGUUCCAGAAUGAUGUUAGUCGUAACAGUGGUCGCGGCUGCAGUCAUAUUUACAGUGCUAGUUGUAUAAGAUGCCAAAAGAGACGCAGCACAAUGGUGGCUGGAAAGUGAGGAUUCAUGCAGUUGCGCCACAAAGCCACCGGAGAUCACUGUUUCCACAUGUUUCAUAUCUGAGGGGGGGUUGAACCGGUUUCAGAGACCGGGGAUUACACACCAGCAGGAGGAAACUCUUAACACUGGUCGGUCGCAGUUUAAUGUAAGAAGCAUGGAUUCCUCUGCUCCAGUUGGUUUUACCUGCAGUAUAGGCAGCAUCUCUCAUCCAGUCCUCUGUCAGCGGCAGACUGUGUGCCAAUAACAUGCAGGGACAGCCCCGCUGACCUACAGCAGCUGAACAAGUCCCAACGCCGGACACCCCGACAGAGGUGCGUCCACAUUGCGGCCUCUUGAUUCCACCCCUUCUACAAUUCCUUGGCCAGUUCAUCGUCUUUAUGUGGAAACGGGCGUGUGCUGAAUGUUGAGGUUUCACACUGAGGUGGAGGCCCAAUCGGUUUAAGAGUUGGAAGCCUCGUUUCGCUGUGCGAUGUGUGGGCCUGCCCUCCCCCUGUCUCUGCUGCUAUGGACAGUUGGAGUGGCUGUUUUCAGGACUCAUGGUGAAGUCACUGCGCCCGUCAGCCUGACGGCAGAGGCGGGUCGCCCCUUUCUGCUUGGCUGCAACAUCACCACGGCAACGGGGGACACCGUCCGGCAAGUCCGCUGGCUCAACAGGCACAACAAGGUCCUGAUGGCCUACGAGCAAAGCUCAAGCGCGCCGGUGCGCAUCAGCCAUCACGACGCCAGCGUGCAGCUCACCGGCCACCACAGCGACAGCAGCCACAUCACCAUCACACGAGUCCGGCCUGAGGACGAGGGCUGCUACCGCUGCAUCUUUGAUGUUUUCCCCGGGGGCUCGCAAGAAGGCAAGACAUGCAUCACAGUCGCUGGUAAAGUGUGGCUGCUUGGCAACAAGACAGUCAUAAGCGGAAAGCCGGUCACCCUCUCCUGCUGGUACAGCCUGCCCGAGAGGGUGCAGCAGGUGCUGUGGAGGAAGACCGCCGAGCAGGGCGACACCACCACCAUGGCGUCCUACAGCAAGUAUGGCCACCACAGAGUGGAAGAGUACUUCAGGGGCCGGGUCAGCCUGAGCCGAACCCUGGACGACACCCAGCUGACCAUCCAGCCGGUCAAGACGGAGGACGAGGCGUGCUACACCUGCGAGUUCCACACGUACCCUGACGGCAGCAGAAGCGCCACCGCCUGCCUCUCUGUCUAUGUUUUACCCAAGCCCGAGGUGAGCCACGUGACCUCGUCUUCAGGGGUCACUGAGGCCAACUGCACCGCCCAGUCGCGCCCUGCGGCAGACAUCACGUGGAACAUUGGCGGGGACAACCGAACAGUUGGGCCGCCCAUUUCCUCUGCCUACGAUCAGGGUGACGGCACGACCGUAGUGACGAGCACGGUUUUCUUCCAGUCAGGGCUGCUCAGUGACCUUUCCGUCAAGUGCAUCGUGCACCACCAGGGUCUGGAGAAACCCCUGACACUGCCCCUCAAUACAAAUGUGGGUCCAGUCAUGGUCGUGCUCCUCUCGGUGUGCGGCGUGGCAGCCGUCCUCCUGCUCUGUCUGUGUGUGUGUCUCUGCAAGUGCUUAAUCUGUACUAACGACUGAUUUGGAGCCCGGCGUCACCGCCGAUUUGAUGUCGGUCCAGCCGGCGCUCUGAGCCUGACCUAGCUGCUCAGCACUGUGCCGGUCCAGCUCAGCGCACAGAGGACGGGAACAGAGCUUCGACAGAGCCACGCCAACACCGCUGGCUCUGCUUCCAUGAGCUGGGAAGACACUGCUUGUGUUAUUUACUACAACAGAACUAAAAAAAAAACGUAUUUAAUGCUAGAUAUUUACACUUACAGUAUAAAAGUUACCUGGCUUAUUGAUAGAAUCACUGUGAUAAGAAUAGAGGGUUUGGAGUUGGGGUCAAAUGAAACUCUAACCUGGAAGGAGACUGGAAGUUAUAUCUUUUUUUUACAGUUAAGUUGUAUAUGUAGCUUGCCUGUUGCUCUUAGUUUGAAGUGUUCUUACUUUGAUGGGGAGUAUGUCAUCAUUAAGAAAGUCAACUUCAUAUAAUCUAAAUUGAACAAAUUAAACUGUGCGAAAUGGCCACCGUCAGCUGAUGGCCCCUAAUUUGUGGUUGUCAAAUAAAGAAGAUGGCAGUUGUUGUUUUUUUUAAAAGGCCCUUUGACUGUUUUGAUCUCAUCUUUAACGAGUUACAGGAAAUCAAAGAGAAGCAGUGGAGCGGAGGCUAAAAUCGAUUUCUAGUGUGUGACUCUGAUGGUUUGAGUGGGAAAGAAUGAAAGGUUUGUAUUUAUAGCUGCUGCGCUGUGCGGGACAGAAGGGUGGUCGCCCGGUGACCUCGCUGUACUCGGUGGUUCACGUCUGUGUGUGUGUAUUUGCAGUGAUGUACAGUAUUGUAUGACUGAGUCGAACCACAGGGAGCAGCAGUCUUAGAGUUUAGACUUUUAUUUGCGGCAAAUAAUAAUACACGCCUAAAUGGGUCAUGUACAAUGGUUUUAUAGAAAAUCUCAUUUAUAUAUAAAAGAAAAACAUGUAUUCUAAUAACAAUUAAACAUGGAUGUUGGUUGUUUACCUGUAAUGUACAUUUCACAGUGAUGAACUUGGUAGAUCAUUAUGAGAUUUAAAUCUUGAUAAAUACCAACAGUGUUAGCAAAAAUACCACAGCUGCUAUUCAACAUUAAAUAUUUCCACAUUUCUA